AUGUAUUCGCUUCGCGUGAACCAGUUCGUUACCCCGCUGCGGGUGGCCGUUAUCUCUGCACACAGCGCGCCCCCGCCCCUACACCCCAGCGCCCCCGCUCGCUCGUCGUACAUCGUGCGGCCCGCUGCCCCCGGUCUGAGCCGUACCGCAGCGGCCCUGAGUAUCGAUCGCCAGGCGCCGCCCACGCAGCCGAGUUGGGGCGGUGGCGGCGGCGGCGGCGGCGGCGGCGGUGGAGGCGGCUGCCGGUCACAGCCACAGAAGCGUGAUAAACGCGGGCCCAGCAGCCGGCAGCAGGCGCCGGGCAGCCAUAAAUCACGGCGCGACUGCGGCCGGCGGCCGCACCGCAGUGCAACGCGCUGCGCCGCCGGUGACGGGGGCGGCGGCGACCGUCUGACAGGUGCCGCGCACUCGCGACGGAGUCGCCCACACGUCUUGUGCGGAGGUCGGCCUCUGUGA
Schistocerca serialis cubense is the source of this 456-nucleotide messenger RNA. RefSeq names its product homeobox protein Hox-D9-like. The transcript has 2 exons. Lineage: Eukaryota; Metazoa; Arthropoda; Insecta; Orthoptera; Acrididae. The coding region runs from base 1 to 456 and encodes 151 amino acids. The record is from RefSeq and is a predicted model, not a curated record.